Molecule: messenger RNA, 1515 nt
Organism: Monoraphidium neglectum
Lineage: Eukaryota; Viridiplantae; Chlorophyta; Chlorophyceae; Sphaeropleales; Selenastraceae
Exons: 4
Coding region: 1-1515 (504 amino acids)
Biological process (GO): transmembrane transport
Cellular component (GO): membrane
Source: RefSeq, a predicted model, not a curated record
AUGAGCCUCACGCCAAUCGUGUACGUGCAGACCGUGGCCAGCGGCGCCGAGCCCAUGCCCUUUCUGGCUGCGGAGUUUGUGGCGUCAAACCUCUGGUCCAUGGCUCUCUACAUCGGCAACCCCACCAACAUCAUCGUUGCGCAGGCCUUCUCGCUGUCGUUCCUCGAUUACUCCCGCUGGAUGCUCGCCCCCACGGCCGCCGCCGGCCUGGCCGCGACGACGGUGCUGUACUUGACACACCGCCGCGCCCUCCCAGCACGGCUGGCCCUUCCCGAGAUCCCGCCCGCAUCAGUGCUGUCAGAUCCUUGGGGCGCCGCAUUCGGGGCCGCCAACCUAGCGGUCUGCCUCGCGCUGCUGGCCGCGGCGCCGUCGCUCGGGUUUCCCUUGUGGGCGGUCACCCUGGUGUGCGCCGGCGCGAGCUGCGCAUAUGGGCUGUGCGCGUACGUGCUUGCGCCGCUGUGGCAGCGGCGGCUGCCGCGGCCGCCGCAGGGGCGGCGCGGCGGGCGGUCGGUUGCAGAGCUGCUGCCGCGCAGCGGGCGCGGCGGGGCGACACCAAGCAGCAGUCAAUUCUUUGACGCUGGCAACAGCGCAAAUGGCGGUGGCGGCAGCGGCGGAGAUGCGAGCAAGGAGGGCGCCGCAGGGGGCAGCGGGGCGGGCAGCGAGCUGCUUGUGUGGGCAGGAGCGGACAUGGCAGCCGAGGCGUCCACUGGCGCACGCGCGCCACUGGCGGUCUCCACCAAUGGGGCAGCUGUGGACACAGCAGCAGCGGGCGAUGCUGCCGCCUGGCGUGUGCAGCAGCAGCCGGGCCUGGCCCCAUUCGAACUGGACCACACACCUGCGGCGCCAGACGCAGCGCCGCUGCGGCCGGGCGAUCUCGACUCGGCGGCCGCAGCAGCGGCGGCGGCCAGUGCGGGCGCGGCCGACGAGCCUCCGAGCGGCGCGGCGGCGGCCGCAAGCAGCCUCCGCACCCAGCUGGCCGCCAAGCGGCCGACGUUCUGGGGACCGUUUUGGAGCGUGCCCUGGGACGUGGUGCCCCUGGUGCUGGGCUUCUUCAUAUUGGUGGAGGGCCUGUCGGCCAACGGCUGGGUGGACCGCCUCGGGGCCGCACUGGGCGGCAGCGCCCGCAGUCUCGCGGCAGGGCUGUGGCUCCUCGGCGCCAUUUCUGUUCUAAUGUCCAACCUUAUUGUCAACCAGCCGAUGACAAUCCUGCUGACGCGCGCCUGCAUGAGCCCCGCCUUUGCCGCCGCCGCCUCCGCCGCCGGCGCCGUCGCGCCGGCCGCGGUGCGGCACAACCUGCAGGCGGCGCUGUUUGCCGUCGUCGUGGGCAGCAACACGGCCGCGUGCUUUACUGUCAUCGGAUCCCUGGCUGGGAUCAUGUGGGUAGCAAUCAUCAAGCAGCGGGGGUUGAGGACGACGUAUGUGCAGUUCACGCGCCUCAUGCUUCCCGCGGGCGUCGCGUCGACAGCCGCUGCGCUCCUGGUGUUGUGGUGCGAGUUUGCCUUUUCACCGUACUAG